AUGGAUACCACAAAUCCAGAGCCGGAAGAUGCAAGAGAGAGUCAACAUGUCGCUGAAGAUCGCACAACGGCCACUGUUGUGAUGGAAGUCUGCGGCGUGGCUCUUUUCUUUGGUCAGGCUGCUGUUACCGCAAACAAGAUGUACGACCGUUAUACAACCGACGGCAUCAGCUCAUCUACCAUCCUUUACAUCCGAGUAUACAUGGCCAUAUCUCUUUUUUUGGGCAUCCUAGCAGCCGACGUAGUGUCUGGAAUUGUCCACUGGGGCGCUGAUAAUUGGGGCAGCGGAACUUGGCCAGGUAUCGGUCCUGCCUUCAUCCGACCUUUUCGAGAUCACCACACCGAUCCCCGGUCUAUAACACGGCAUGGCUUCUUGGAGCUCAAUGGGAAUAACUUCAUUGUCAGUAUUCCAGCGCUCUGGGUAGCAUCGUCUGCCCUUGGGUCGGAAGACAGCGUCUCGGCCUUGUCUGCAGCCACUUUCUGGCUCUCGUUUGCGUUCUUCUGCGGAUAUACGAACCAGUUCCACUGCUGGGCUCACAUGGAGAAUCCUCCUAUGUUAGUGAGAGGUUUGCAGGAUACUGGGUGGAUGAACCGCCCAUUAACUGCUAUUGGCUUCUUUGAAGGUCUCGAAAGGGCAAUUACGGCCAUCACGGGCGCGGUGCCUCUUCACGAACAGUCGCAAAAGAACCAAAACAAGCUGCUGACAGAAUAG
Molecule: messenger RNA, 711 nt
Organism: Trichoderma breve
Lineage: Eukaryota; Fungi; Ascomycota; Sordariomycetes; Hypocreales; Hypocreaceae
Exons: 3
Coding region: 1-711 (236 amino acids)
Molecular function (GO): oxidoreductase activity
Source: RefSeq, a predicted model, not a curated record